CCUUCCUCCGUCCAAACACUUUCCACUCACAAACUUUGGCCGAAUUUCUCCGCAAAAAAUCUCACUUUCUGAGCUGCACAACCAAAGGCUUUCCGAGACCUUGCGACGAGGUUCUAGACUGCCCCCUCAUAGAGUUGACGGUUCCGAGAGGACCUUGUCAACGUCAUUCCGGCCGGGACUCUCUGUCUUGUCUUGUCUUGUCCGCCAGGGGGGCCUCUGCAGGGGGACGGACGGGAGUGAGUUUCCCACCCCCCACGUGUCGGCGUCGCAGUACUUGAGGGCCUCCCGGAGGGCAUGCACAAAAGAAACAAUGGAGCCCAAGCCGAAGCGAAUCAAGAUCGAUGUGGCAUGUGAGGCGUGCCGGAGGAGGAAGGUCAAGUGCGAUGGGGCUCGUCCAGCAUGCGGGAACUGCUGGAAGAGGACCGAUCUCAGAAACGGCUGCACAUACAGCUCCGAGGCCGAGGCCUCGUCGUCCCGGGAAAAGACGGCCGAUGCCAGCCCGGGCAACCCCGAAAGGGCGACCCUGCCCAAGAUCAUCCACACGCCGGAUGCCGCCUUCACGCAGCCCCUGAUGCCCCCUGCCUCCCGGCAACAUCUGAGCGCGACGACGCCCAAGUCGACGACAUCCUCGGGCCCGCCGGACCCUACCGCAAGACUGGGCCGGGCCGAGAGGCACCCCGUCACCCCGUCCGACGCCAGCCCCUCCGUCGUGGACUCCAUGACCACGGUCCGCGAGGACGGCACGGUCACCGGCGAGUAUUUUGGCAGCAGCAGCGCCGGAUCCUUCACGAACCAGAUCAAGGCCGCCAUCGACGCGCGGCUGGGCUCGCGCGCCGAGACCCGCGGCGGCGUCAAGAGCUCGCUGUUCCGCUCCUCGCUGCCCCUGAACGGCGCGGGCCCGGGAGGCCAAGCCGACUACGUCCUGCCGGCCCGGAAGCAGGCCGACCACCUGAUGGAUCUCUACUGGUACUACGUUGACCCGCUGUACCCCUUCCUGGACCGGCAGCGGUUCGAGCACUCGUACCGGGCGCUCUUCGCCGGUACGUCCAUCGACGCCGACGAGCGCACCUUUGUCAGCAUCCUGAACAUCAUCCUCGCGCUCUCGACGCAGCUCAUCGAGUCGACGCCUCCGGAGCAGAGGGACCGGGCCAGCCAGGGGUACUUCACGCGGGCGCAGGACCUGCUCCGGCUCAGCCUGUGGGACACGGGCUCCAUCGAGCUCAUCCAGUGCCUGCUCCUCAUGAGCCAGUAUCUGCAGAGCACCAACAACCCGCACCAGACGUGGAUGAUUGUCGGGUCGGCGGUGCGGAUCGCCCAGAGCCUCGGCCUUCAUCUGCCCGAGACGUCGCUAGAGCUGCCGAGCGAGGGUGAGAGGGACCUCGUGAGACGAAUCUGGCAUGGAUGUCUCUUGAUGGACCGCAUGAUCGCCAUCACCCACGGACGACCCGCCAUGGUCUCGGAUCAUCUCGCAUCGAGUGUCGUGCUGCCUUCGAUCCCAGACAUGGAUGCCAACACCGAGCACGGAGUGCAACUGGACGCCGUCUCGCUGCAUAGGCUCCGCUACCAGGGCUUCUUUCACAAGUCGCUGGAGCUGUACGAAGUCAUCAACUACGCCGUCUUGGCCUUCUACUCGUCGACCUCGCCCCUGAAGUCGUCUACACACACCAACGGCGGCGCAGCAAACAGCAGCCAGCGUCUCUCCGAGCUCCCCGACUUGGACCUUGGGAAGGCCCUGCAACUGGACCAGAGACUGACGAAAUGGGAAAAAAGUCUCCCCAGCUUCCUGACCAUGGCCGACGAGCCCGAGACCACUUUGGGCGAGGUGUUCCGGAGACAGGCCGUCAUUCUACGCAUCAGACUGCUCCACGCCCGCAUGCUACUCCUCAGACCGAUGCUCGCCCGCUUCUGCCUCUCGCAUCCGGCCGACUCGUCGUCGUCGUCGUCCCAGCCGUGUCACGAGGACCUCUCGUCCCGCGUGACGCAGCAGUGUGCCAUGGCCUGCGUCGAGGCCGCCCAGAGCCUCAUCUCCUUCAUCGUCCGCUUCCAGCGCCACGACGGCUCCCUCGGCCUCCUCCCGGCCUGGUGGUACCGCGUCUUCUACAUAUACACCGCCGCGACCGUCCUUAUCGCCGCCCGGCUGCGGCCCGCCGUCUUCUCGGCGCUCGACAUCUCCCGCUCGUGGAACCAGGCCAUGGGACUCCUGCACGACCACGAGGACCUCGGUCCGUCGCCGAGGAGGUGCGCCGCGGCGCUGCAGAUCCUCUCGAGCAAGAUGUUCCAGGACCAGCAGCAGCAACAGCAGCAGCAGCAACCGCAGCACCAGCAGCAACAUCAUCAGCAUCAGCAUCAGCAUCAAAAUCAACAGCAACACCAGUCGCAGUCGGUGGCGUCUCUCUUGGCCACAGACGCCAACUCGGCGGCGGUACCGAACAUGGCUGGCGACCAGCAGCAGGAGACGUUCGACAUGCCGUUUCCGUACUUGGCGCAGGAUGCCGCCUUCGACUUGGACGCGAUAUCGUUCGAUGUCAACGACUUCUCGUGGCUCAACAGCAUGCCUGGGAGCUUAUAA
Messenger RNA from Colletotrichum destructivum, 2569 nucleotides. RefSeq lists its product as uncharacterized. The transcript is spliced from 4 exons. Gene Ontology annotation, biological process: DNA-templated transcription; positive regulation of transcription from RNA polymerase II promoter by galactose. Gene Ontology annotation, cellular component: nucleus. Gene Ontology annotation, molecular function: DNA-binding transcription factor activity, RNA polymerase II-specific; zinc ion binding; RNA polymerase II cis-regulatory region sequence-specific DNA binding. Bases 311 to 2569 code for a protein of 752 amino acids. The record is from RefSeq and is a predicted model, not a curated record. NCBI's taxonomy places the organism in Eukaryota, Fungi, Ascomycota, Sordariomycetes, Glomerellales, Glomerellaceae.